Molecule: messenger RNA, 9344 nt
Organism: Osmia bicornis bicornis
Lineage: Eukaryota; Metazoa; Arthropoda; Insecta; Hymenoptera; Megachilidae
Gene: Shrm
Exons: 14
Coding region: 246-6977 (2243 amino acids)
Biological process (GO): actin filament organization
Cellular component (GO): apical junction complex; cortical actin cytoskeleton; apical plasma membrane
Molecular function (GO): actin filament binding
Source: RefSeq, a predicted model, not a curated record
CUUUCCUUAUUUCGAUACUCGCUUAAUCAAGAGAGAAGAUCAACCGUGUCGAGAGAAACUUGACCGAUCCGUUAGAAGUUAAAGGCUGCUGCACACUGCCAUGGGACCACGACCGAUCAUGGUUCCUUUCCGAUCGUUGUACGCGCGCCGAACGAGGGUGCGGUGAAGUGACUCCGGAGGAACGCGGCAGACAACGACAGGACAAUCUCGGCCGACGAUUUCCAGGCCGAGGGGGUGAGACAGAUAUGGAUGACAACCCGAGGAACGGCCUGCAGGCCGACCAGUGGCGCCCAAUGUUCGAGAAGGGAGAAAAGAGAGCGAACACGCUGGGCAGCGGAGCGUUCAGGUUCAUCCGCACGCGUAGUAGUAUCCGGCGGGAACUGAAGAGGCAGUGCAACAGAAGUAAAAACGGCGACAACCCGAUGGUCCAGGAGGCUGGGAACGGUAACAGCGGCGGAGGAUUGGGCAAAUGGCUCCGCGAACAUUUGGGCGGUGGCUCGAAGGGCCAAGGCCAGGAUGCGUCCUCUCCGCUGAAAACGAACACCGGCAGCAUCGUUGGCAAUUCUGGAAACGAGAAACCCUGCGGCAGGACCGUGUACACGUCGCAAAACCUUUACUGCAGCCUGCCGAGGGAACACGGCCGCCAUCAUGCUUACAAUGCCGCUCGGAAGACCGGCCACGAGAAUUCUGUGAAGCCUCAAGGUUACGAUCGACAACGAUGCGCCAGCGUGAACCAUCACGAGAAGACCACCUUGAGCGACCUUGGUACCCUGACGAGAGGCGGGCCGAUCUACGGCAGCGAGGGGAAGACACCGAAGAAACGAAAUCGCGAUCGACGAAGGCAUUCCUUGAACGAGACUCACGAGCACAGCCGCCAACGACGCAGAAGGUGUAUCCCGGAUGGCGGGGACGUUGGUUACACGAUGACGGAACUGCAACCGUCGCCGCCGGGAUAUCGAGUCCAGGAUGAGGCCCCGGGCCCACCUUCCUGUCCUCCGGGCCCUUACAAGUACGCGAGUCACGGCCACGGCAGCGAGCCUGCCAAUUUCAAGAGUGCCUCGUCGUAUCCUCAGGAAGGCUAUGGCCUUAAGCAGAGUCCGUCUCGGACGGUGCCUUCUAACGAGUACUAUCGGCGCAGAAACGACGGCAGGAGGUCCGCGGAGAACGAGCACGAGGCUGGCAACGCGGCCAAGAAAGCCACGGUUGCCGGUUACAACGAAAGUCACAAGAAGAAUACUGCGGGUUAUAAGAACGACAGCGGGUACAGCGAGAGCCUCGGAUUCGACAGCUACACGCUUCCUCUCAAUGAAAGAGACGAAGCGUCGCCACCACCAACGCCACCGGUCAGAGACGCGUCCAGCCUCAAAGGGGUCUGCUAUGGACCCGGACACGAGAAGUAUCCGUCGUGGCCGAGCGCGCCGGAGAGACACCCCGACGAGGACGUUCACGGUUCCGGGCACAGCGGAUCCCAUCGUUCCAAGUCCUGGACCGAUCACACCAAUUACCCGAAGGAAAAGCCUGCUCAAUACACCAGACCGCACACGAAGAGGCCCAAUCCCACGUUCACGCAGCAGCUGAAGACGGUGAUGGAGCGAUGCGAGAAGAUCCCGGCGGAGACGUUCGAGUCGCGCAACAGAAGCAACGUGGAAGAGGAACCGAGAUUGUGGCCUCGCGUGGAUCGCGAGGGUAAAGCUCUAGGUGACGCGGAAUACGUGGUACCAUCGCCUCCUGAACGCGAGCAACAAACCGCUCAGACCCUCAGCCAUGCCGAUCUGGAGGCCUACGUUAGGAGUUACCAAGAUCCGCAAGUGUCCCAGGUGGACAUUUACAGGGAAGGAACCCUAACGCAAGCAGGCCUCGAAGAGUACACGAGGGUGCAACAUUCUCAGCAGGCCAGCUACGCACAAUCCGAAGGUUAUCACAGCUACGUGUCCAGUGUAGACUCCACGACAAACACACCGUUCCUCGAUAGAUUGAGAAGAGACAGCGAGGCUGUGGCCCAGAGACCAACCUCAACCUGGGAGGAUACCUCGAGGGAAGGAAGAGACAGCGUGGUGACCACAUCGAGCGGAAGUGCCUCCAGCAGCGAGACCCUGAAAUGGCACGGUUCCAUGUCGGACGUCAGCGUAUCGAGCGGUUUACCAGCGAGACAGGGGGCGUCGGAUCGAUGGCACCACGGUUCGAUGUCGGACGUUAGCAGCGUGAACGGUGGAAUUUUGUCACAGAAGGCGAACAACGGGUGUCACGAUAAAUGGCAAGGUUCCAUGAGCGACGUCAGCAGCAACGGUCUUUCGCCAACCACUAAGGGCAGACACAACGAGAAAUGGCCGGACAAGUGGCAAGUUUCGAUGAACGAUCGCAAUAAACAAAGCCAGGGCAGACCUAGCUUACCGGCUGUGAUCAAUCAUUGCAACGCAUCGACCAACGUGACCGAUGUUUCGUCGUCGGUACGAGAAAGCAAAUGGCAGGAGUCGAGUAUCGACGAGGAAUCGUUGGUGGAUAAAACGCAGAGCAAUUCUCAGUGGGAUAAUUCGGCGAGGAUCGAGGCUGAUAAAUAUGGAUCUCUGGCUCAGCCGAUGCCGCAAAGUCCGAUACGUCAACAGAUUGGCCCAACGACGCCUCAGAGUCCCGAGAAUUGGAAUCCGAUUCAUGGAUCGAUGUCGGAUGUUAGCCAAGCGAACGGACUUCCGUGUAGCAAACAGCUGAUCGCCCAUAGCGCCAGAGUACAGACCCCGCAGAGACAUCAUUCGGAAAGUGUGCUUUAUUUGGAUCGAGAAAGGAAUCAACGCAAGUUGUAUCCGGUCAGCACGACGCAACCUCAGGAGUCUACGCAGUCUUCAAGAAUGGCGUCAGCAUUGCCCCAGCAACCACAAAUGUCGGUAGCAGAGCGUAUAAACGAACUAGAGAAGCAACAGCAGCAGCAGCAACAACAGCAACAAAUGCGCUACACAUAUUUGGAUCCAGAAAAGCGUCACAGAGUUUCCGAUCCUACUCUAAAGGCCAUACAGAAGAAAGCGUUGCUCUCUUUCUACGAAAGACACCAUCAAGCAUCCUGGCGUUCCGAGCCACAGUUGGCCCAAGGAGCAGCUCCCGCGCCUCAAAGCCCGCCCCCGCAGCCACCCCCUCGACCUAGACCACCGUCUUCGAGACGAGCCAGCUCUGCUUCCGAUUACGCCAGUGGUACCUGGAGGGAAAACGGUAACAGAAAUCAGAAUCAAGGCAACGGCGAACUUUCGAGUCCCAAGCAUCAGCACAGCAACAGUUGCGGAAGUUUGUCCACGGAUUUAUUGGGCCCAGUGAUAGUCGGACCAGCUAUAUCCAUCGACGAUUGGGUGCCCGAGAGACCGCCCAAGAAACCUCACCUUAGAAACGUUUACAACGAUCGCGUACCUAGCCCCGAUCUGCCUCCACCUUCUCCCCCAACGGUGACGGAAAACGAGGUUCACGACUGCGACGACCCACUGCCACCUCCGCCACCGGAACUAAGCGACGAUUGCUUCGCGGAAAACCAACGCAAACCUGGUAACGCGCACCAUCAGCCGGACGAGUCGAAGGUCCGUGAACGAUCCUGCGACAGACACAAGCUGGAGCGACACUCUAUGAGAAGAUCGAAGCACGGUGCUAAGAGAGAGCACGAGAAAUCCUCUGGGAAAUCGUCGCCCAAUUCACCCACGAAAACCGUGUCCCAGGAACAGGAACAGCAUCAGUUCGUAAGGUCUGCCAUAGCACUGAAACACGUAGACUCUGAAAUGGUGCUGGAGAACGGUGUAUCUGCCGGAUUCGCUACUCAUAGAAUGGUAGCUACCGGUCGAUCUAGUUUAAGAUACCCGUCGACGCAAAAGCUGAUGGUAAACGGUAGAGUAACGCCAGCGAGAAGAAUCUCGGAAGAACGAAAUUUCCCGAACAGACCACCCGCUCAGCUACCUGAUCUGAUCUCGCAACGAUACAGCGAUUCGGGGAAUCAGAGACCCGCUCCUCAGGUCCCUGUCGAGCCAAGAAUCAUCCGUCAGGAAUCCAUGAGAGUGGACGGUACGCGGAUAGAUGUCUCUGGCUUGAUUAGAAACGACUCUGCUCAGAGAUUAGAAUCGUCCUCUGGUCAAAGACCGCAACCACAAGUGCCUAAAAGUAUCGAUAAGAGUGCCACGAAUAAUCAGUCGAAUCCGUCGACCAGACCGAAUUAUCUGCCCGUAACAGAGAAUUCAAAGUGCGCCACCAAAUAUUUGGAGGGUGGAAAUCACGGAUUCACGAUCGGUAGUCCGGUGAAGACCGGCUACGAAGCCAAUUCAAAGAUGUUCCCAGCCGAAUCGAGUCCGCAGAAGUAUCACGAGCCACCGAAGUACGUGCCGAAUCAUCACCAACGUCACGGAGACGCGACACAAAGGAAUUAUUACGCGUUGCCACCGAAGUACAUCGAUGCACCGAAACAAAAGCCUCAACCCCAGUGUCCUACGGAUAGAUACGGUGGUUCCGGAUCGCCCAGUUCUCCACCUCCCCCUUUGGCGCCGCGACAAAAUACGCCAGGAAGAAAAUCGUUGCCACCCCCGCCUCGACCGGCUCCUCCUCACCCACUUCAAGGGAGCCAAUCGAAAGCCUCUUACUUGGCUUACCGACGGGAACGAGGAGCUCCAGACAGCGAGGGUAGUUACAAGCGAACGAUGUCACCUACGUCUCGGUUAGAGGACUGGCCACCGCCGCGGGACCACGACGAUCCGGUUCUUUUACGCGUCACGCCUCAUCAUCCGUUGCAGCACCAUCACCAUCACCAUCACAACAAUCACCAUUCGCAACAGGCCGAGCUAUCGAAGUCGCACAGCGUGGACGCUCUUCAUCAUCGUCUGGAAGAACGGUCUAACCAACAACAACAGCAACAACAACAGCAACAACACACGGCCGAGGUGAUCGGAAAGUUGUCGCACGAUUUGAACAAGAAACUUCAAGCUAGCGAGGCUAGAUCGCGAACCAGCGAGAAUAAUAAUAACGAUAACCUGGAGGAUCGACAUCAGCAUCACCACCAUCAUCAUCAUCAUCAGCAACAUCAAGAGAAGAGGCACGAUUAUGAGCAACGUAGGGAACGGCUGUCGCCCCAGAGCGUCGAGGUCCUUAACGACAGGAACCGACAGCUGGAGCGUGAACGCAGGAAGCUGGCGGCCAGUUGCGAGCCCCUACCUCACAACAGAGAGAAACAGUCCCGAAGCAUGGAUGCACCAUCGUCGGUCGUCGAAGAGGACUUUUUCCGUGAACGAAGCGCCACCAUCGAAAUGACCUCGCAGAAUAUUGAACUUCUGAACCGUCGUAACGAGAAAAGAACGAACGUUACUUCGACGUCUACCGCCACGAUCACCACUUGUAUCACCACAUCGUCCACGUCCACGACGAUGACGAUCGCGACGGAUAAUUGUUGGUCGCGUGGACAAGAGGCGUUACCCUUUUCGGACAAACCACCACCACCUGUCAGCUCACCCCCCAGGUCACCGUCAGAUCAGGUGGAAGCGGACAGUCCAAGGGGCGCGGUUCCCAGACGAUCCGGAAGUUGUUCCAGUUCCUCUUCGUCCGGUAGAUCGUCGGAUCCUCGCGUUUCACCGCGAAAUUUGUCCAACAGCUUGUCGAAAAUCGAAAGCUCCUCCAAUAACAGGAAGGUCUGUAGUCCGACUCAAACGGACAAUACCGGUUCCUCGAACGAGAUCGAGUUAAGAGUCGACAGGUCAUCCUCGUCGACUCAAAAGUCCCGAGCUGGGGGCAGGUCUUCGUCGUCAUCGAUCUCUAGCAUUUCGAAAGCUUCCUCCUCGUCGUCAGCGAGGAACUCACCGGUGGAAGAGGACAAGUCGUCAGCAGCGUCUCCAUGCGUGUCGCCGCAGCCGGGAAUAGAAGGACUCACCCUGGUGCAACGAACCGAAGUGGUUCUUCGAGUUAACGCGACCACCAGCGACGCCGCGUCGCAGACCGACAUCUUGGAGCCAGUCGAACAACCUGAAAGUAUCGCCAAGGGCCAAGAGAUUCCUCUCUGCAGGAAGAAACUACCCGAGGAAAUCGAGUGCGAGGAACUUGGCCGGGAUUUGGCGAGCCAACUUAGUCCUAAUGACAAGCUGGUGCCUCUUCUAGUUCCAGCACCGGAGCACAAGAAGCCCACCGACUACGUUUCCGGUCUGUUCAGGUUGGAGGCGACCUUGCAGCCGAGACCAAGGCGCCGACUCUCUCUGGAGGAGCCGACGACCCCGUGUUCGGAAAACGGGUCUGACGAGGAGAAAAAGCCAGAGACGAUACCAUCCGCACCGGUGACUCCGUUGUCGACAGACUCCACCAGUCCUUUGUCUCCGACCUCGGCGUACUUUACCACGUCCGAAGGGAAAGCAAGGUUCCUGGCGAGAUACUCGCGUGACUCGACGGUCGAAAGUUUGACUCGUCAAGAGGAUGAGCCGCCGGUCAUUCCGACCGACAGCCUUGAUCUCAGACAGAAAAAGGAGGAGCUGAUGAUGAGGCUGGACAAGAAACUGGUAGUCCUCAGGGCCGAACAAGAGGCGGUGAGGGAAGAGGGUGAGGUGAACGAAGCCCUAGGGGCGCGAGUCUCUACGCGGAUAUCUGCGGUCGCUCGACCCGCGGAAGCGUCAAAGUACCGUCUUCACGUGGAGGAAGUCGGCAAGAUCACGAGUCUUCUUCUCGGGCUGAGCGGCAGGCUGGCUCGAGCGGAAAACGCCCUCUACGGAAUGCCGGCUGAUCACGCUGAAAGGAAAAUCUUAGAAAGCAAGAGGGACAAGUUGAUGGAUCAGCUGGAGGAAGCGAAGGUUCUGAAAAGCAACAUCGACAAACGUAGCGUGAACGUGUCCACGAUUCUGUCGAAGUACCUGAACGAAGAAGAGUUCGCGGACUAUCAGCACUUCAUCAACAUGAAGGCAAAGCUAAUCGUGGACGGUCGUGAGAUUCAGGACAAGGUGAAGCUCGGAGAAGAGCAACUGGCUGCUCUGAAAGAAGCGAUCGACUAGUCGUAACAACGAACUGAUCGCAUAAGAAAAGCGUGUGUCCACGCUGAUAGAAUAUCUGAACUGCACGCGGACAGACACGCGUGUCGUUCAAGUCCUUUUGAUCGUGAUUCGACGACAAGAAGGGGUCCGAAUGAUAUUUGCGACUCGUUGACUUUCAUAUAAUUACGAUUUUGCAGGAAUCGGUGAGUGGAACGUGAUAUAUCCUUAACGAAUAAGCGUACUGGUAGCUUGAAAUUGUAUUAGAACACGCGUCUUUGUAUAUACAUUCUUCGUGUCCUAGACGGACGAACUUUCGAUGUGUCUUUAUCGAGAUUUCAUAUUGGUACGCAACACGGCAUCGUGCUUUCCCGCGGAAAAUAGAAUCACCUCGAGAUCUUCUGGAUCCUAUCGUGAUCACGAGACAGCCUCAAGUGCCUAGUCCUUGCUGAGCUCGAAUCGACUGUACCGUGUUUCGCGCGAUCCGCGAACGGAUAAAUCGCGAAACGCAACGAGUGGUACGUUAAAAUAUCAUCGAGAGAGAGGGCGUUCGUCGAAGCUCUUGAACUGUUACUGUUCGUAGGUUGAUAGAUACGAAUAGAAAGAAUCAAAAUUCUAAUGUAUUCGCCGGAAUGAAAUUUUCCAGCCUACAAAUCGCGGAACACUCGUGCGUGGCGCGUGUUCUGUUCGCGGCGGAGCGUGGACGGUUCACCGCUGAAAGCAAACACGCGUACAGCAUACGGAUGUUUCCAUUACCUGGUUAGCAUAAUGUUCGCACGCGGUGACGCAUGCCGCGAGCGAAGAUUCUUGACCUAGAAUUACUUCUGGUGCCUUCUUAUAUACGAUAUGUGAUAUAAAGGGUAAGGAGUUACGUGGUCGUGAGUUAUACAUAUACAUAUAUAUCCGAAACGAUACAGGCAACCAAGCGACGUUGUAACAUGUAUAUAAUAUAAAAAAAGAAGAAGAUAGUCUUUAAGCGAUGAUACGUUGUAGGAAACACUCAUACAUACACACACAUACGCGCCCGCCAACAACCAUGACGCGAGCGCGUGAGACACGCAUCAAGAACCAUCAUUUACACGUACAUGCUCACUUAUACAACGAUUACUAUUUUUUACGUUUUUGUUCUAACCCCAGAGGCUCCAGUGAGCCUCUAUGACGCUUGUGAUCUUACUUACAUCCGUACGAACCUACCAAGGACUCUCGAAAGCCGAACAAGCCAGGGAAAUCGGAGAAAUUUCGAGCCUCCAUGGUGGUUCUACGAAAAAUUUUAUGCCUCGUUCGUUGUCCAAACUGUUUUCUUCUUGUUUCUCUCUAAUCACACAUUUUCUCGCGAAUACUUCCUGUCUUCUUCGUUGACGAUCGUCUCGCGACGAGCUCGACGGUCGAUCGCGACGAUGAAACCCGAGGACGGAGAGGACGCUACGAAGAAGACGAAAUUCGAUGUGGAGGAUCCUCCGGUUUUUUGAGCUCGGUAAUGAGAUAUUUACUAGCAGACUCAAAGAUACCGAGACGGAAUCCGUUUUCUGGCUCGCUCGAGCGAACGGUUCGCAACGUGAACGCGAAAAUUGAAAUAAUUCGAAUUCUCCGUAGAAUGUCUUACUGGGAAAACAUCUUGAAGCGAAGUAAAUUUGAAAAGAGAUCUGUCAAGUUCGAACCGUUUCGCAAGGAAGGAGGGUAAAAAAUGUAAAUUGUAGCGUAUUGUGAAAGACUGAGUACAGGGCAUAAAAUUUUGCAGCAACAUUAUAGUCAGUUUCUGUUCCUCGUUUGUUUCUCGAUUUGUUCGCAAGAUAUCGUACCGAUACGGGCGGUGAUACUGUAAUCUCAUCGCCUGCCUGACCGGAAACCAGCUACAUUUCGUAAUGUGCUUGCAAGCAGCGUUACAGCGUCGCGAGUCAUCGCGGUGGCUCGCGCCAGGAAAAGUGCAAAAAUGUACAUAAAAAAAAAAGAGAAAAGAAAAAAGCUUGAUCCGAAAUAGAAGUAGAAGAAGAAAAGAAGAAGAUGAAGAAGAAAAGAAGAAAAGAAGAAAUCAUGGUGCUCUGCAUAAUCUAUUUUUUACGAGAAGAAACGUUCCAUUAACGCGUAGUCUAUAUUUACUGUACGCUAAGGUCAUUAAAUAUUUAAUAGUGUCCCCCCACUGUGUACAUACUCUUUAAAAGCAUACAAUUUUAGUGUUAAUGUGAUGCGAGAAGGACCCGUUUAAACAGUUUACAAGCUGCAUAUACACUCAUACGCGCGUCACACAGGAACACACACACACACAUGUAAACGACGACGCUAGGUCAUCGUGUUAGUCUGACAAUAUUAUUGCAUAUUUCGAAUGUAUUGCGAAAUCAUUACAGUAACUACCUUUCCCAAACUCGCUUGCAAUAAAUAACACGUUGGAAAUUA